AUGGACGCCGUUAUCAUGCAUACAAAGAAGGCGCAUAUGUUGCGCCCAACGACGAAGAAGAACAAGACCGAAUCGACCUUCUGCAUCACAUAUAUCGCCUUCUUUUUGGCGGCCCGCUUCACCUUGCACCAAUUGGCGAGAACCCUCAGCGUGUAUUGGAUCUGGGUACUGGCACAGGGAUCUGGGCCAUCCAAUUCGCCGAGUAAGGCUCUCCUUGCCGUGCUUGAUGCGCUUCUUGCUAAGUUGAGACACAGCGAAUAUCCUUCUGCACAAGUCAUCGGCACUGAUUUGAGCCCUAUACAACCUCCCUGGGUCCCUCCAAAUUGUGUGUUUGAAAUUGACGACUUCGAGAGCGACUGGCUAUAUAAGAACAAGUUUGACUUCAUCCAUGGCCGUGAGCUAGAGGGGUGCGUCGCCGAUGAAGAGCGGCUCUUCCGCCAGGCAUUUGAGCAUCUCAGGCCCGGAGGAUAUCUUGAAUGGGUUGGUGCUUAUGCCUGGUUUUUCUCUGAUGAUGGCACCGAUGAAAAGGCGGAGUAUACCAAGAAAUGGCUCAAGCUCUUCCACGAGGCGGCUGGAAAAUUCGGCAAGAGCUUUGAGACAGCCCCGACGUGGAAAGAAAAGAUGGAAAAGGUCGGGUUUGUGGAUGUGAAACAGACUGUCUUCAAGGUGCCAUUUGGUCCAUGGCCCAAAGACCAAAAGCUGAAGGAAAUCGGACGGUUUGAACAGGUCCAGCAGAUCCAAGCAGUUGAGGCUUAUACACCAGCACUCCUCUCGCGAUUCCUUGGCUGGAGCAACGAUGAGAUACAGGUGUUGAUAGCCAAAGUGCGGAGUGAGCUUAAGGAUCCUGCGAUCCACCAAUACAUCACGACGUACGUCGUGUAUGGGCGAAAGCCGGAAGAGAAGUCCUGA
Messenger RNA from Rasamsonia emersonii CBS 393.64, 909 nucleotides. RefSeq lists its product as uncharacterized. The transcript is spliced from 4 exons. The coding region runs from base 1 to 909 and encodes 302 amino acids. Gene Ontology annotation, molecular function: methyltransferase activity. NCBI's taxonomy places the organism in Eukaryota, Fungi, Ascomycota, Eurotiomycetes, Eurotiales, Trichocomaceae. The record is from RefSeq and is a predicted model, not a curated record.